AUGGGUGAUCACGCCAAUCAGGAUGAUCUCGCUGCGGCUAUGGCACUCAUGCAGCAGCAGAUGCAACAGUUGCAGCAGACCGUUCAAGCGCAUGAACAAGCUGCCCAACAUCAGCAGGAACAGUUGGAGCAGGCUGCUCCAAUCGGGCAGAGAAACCUUCCUUGCAACAUCCCUACAACUCGUUCUGCCAUAGUUCCUCCACCCCGCACCAGGCAGGACUUCGAGAUCAAGCCUGCUUUGAUCGGUCUAGUACAGAGGAAGGUGUUCUCGGGUCUCUCGACGGAAAUUCCAAUGGAGCAUAUUGAGAGCUUCGAAAAAAAGAUAGAUGAGCUGACUGCCAAGGUUGAUCAGCUACUGAAAAACAAUCAAAGGCACGUCUUCAGCAUGGAGCAAGCUACGGCCGGGCAGAUUCAGAACCAGAACCAGCGACAACCGUUGAACAAUCGGCAAGCUGUUCCAGCUACCGGGAACAGUCAACCAGAUGAGCUGAAGGGUCUGGGUAUGAUGUUGCAACAAAUGUUGCAGGGUCAGCAGGUUCAGGCCAAGGCGUUGAAUCAGGUAACCACGGAAAUCGACACCAGGAUGGGCAACAUGUUCGCUGAACUGAAUGCCAAGUAUGACGCUGUUGCGAGCCACAUAAGAAAGAUCGAUGUUCAGCUCGCUCAAAUAGCUGAGAGUGUUAAGAGGCAGCAAUGUAUGCUCCCUGGAAAAACUGAUAAAAAUCCUAGGACUGAGCACUGUAAUGCAAUCGAGCAGCCAUUCGCUGAGACUAUUGUAGGCGCAGAAGAGAACACAGAGCAGUCUGCUAGCUCUGGAGCGACAGCUCCUAGCGAACCUGCUGAAACUGCAUCAGUGCGAGUCUAUGUUCCUAAGGUUCCCUAUCCAAUUCCACCAAAACAUUUGAUGGAUCCCAUUAGUGCAGAGCGGCUGGCUGGGUAUAGGAAGAUGGUGAGCAGAUUUCCUAAAGAGAUCACAUUUGAACAUGCUUGGGAGAUUCAGCCAUUGUGUCUGUUCUUCAAAAAUUGCAGAGAGACUCAAGAGGAAAUUAAGGCUCUCUUUACUGAAGCACUGACACCAUCGCUGAAGGUGCUGCCUAAGGUUGAUGACCCUGGAAAGUUUGAUUUUCCUUGUUCCAUUGCUGGAGUAGAGUUCAAAGAAGCUCAUUGUGAUUCUGGGUCUAGUGUGAACCUUAUCUCAAAAGCGAUUGCAGACGAGCUGGGCAUUGUUCAUGUUAAGCCUUCUCAGGUGAAGCUGAGUUUUGCAAACUCUUCCAUGGCAGUCCCUUAUGGAACCAUUGGCAAUCUUCCUGUCCAGGUUGGGGACUGUGUGCUCCAUACCGAAUUUCAAGUUGUUGAGAUGAGGAUCGAUCAUGAGAUGCCUUUGAUCUUUGGAAGGUCAUUUAUGGCUACAGUGGGAGCAAUCGUCGACAUGCCUAAUAAGAGAAUCUCCUUCUCCAACAUCAACAAGAAGGUUUUCUACAAGGCUGUCCCAACCAGAUCACAAAUUCGCUACGCCUCUUGCAUCUCAGUGGUUAGUGGAGAACAGUUGGAAAUUGUUCCUAAGAAGGAGCUUGGUAAAAAGGGUGAGAUCAAAGAAGUAUCCUCACACUGA
This is a messenger RNA of Brassica oleracea var. oleracea, 1611 nucleotides long. RefSeq lists its product as uncharacterized. Bases 1 to 1611 code for a protein of 536 amino acids. The transcript has 2 exons. Lineage: Eukaryota; Viridiplantae; Streptophyta; Magnoliopsida; Brassicales; Brassicaceae. The record is from RefSeq and is a predicted model, not a curated record.